AGUCAGGGUUGACGCACGCUCCGUGCCCGGUGCUGGCUGUGGGGCCUCAGUCGGAGCCGGGGAGCGAGAGAGGCAGCAGCGGCCGGUCCGUCCGUCAGUCAGUCCGUCAGUCCAGGAGAUCCUCAGCCCGGCCCGGCCCAUGGCGGGGUAACACACGGAAGAAGACCUGCACCCCAUCACUAGAAUUCUUCUAAAUUCCUGAACUCCUCCUCCACAAAACAAAAUGUCGGGCGCCUCCGUCAAAGUGGCAGUGCGGGUCCGGCCCUUUAAUUCCAGAGAACUAGCCAAGGAAUCAAAAUGCAUCAUUCAGAUGCAGGGCAACUCUACCAGUAUUCUUAAUCCAAAGAACCCAAAGGAACCAGCCAAAAGUUUUAGCUUUGAUUAUUCGUACUGGUCCCACACUUCACCAGAUGACCCUUGCUUCGCAUCUCAGAACCGCGUAUACAAUGACAUCGGAAAGGAGAUGCUUGAACAUGCCUUUGAAGGCUAUAAUGUCUGUAUUUUUGCCUAUGGACAGACUGGUGCUGGUAAAUCUUACACAAUGAUGGGUAAACAAGAGGAAACCCAGGCUGGCAUCAUUCCCCAGCUCUGUGAGGACCUGUUUGAGAAAAUUAAUGAUAACCACAAUGAUGAAGUUUCAUUCUCUGUAGAGGUCAGCUAUAUGGAAAUUUACUGUGAGCGUGUCCGGGAUCUGCUAAAUCCCAAGAACAAAGGUAACCUGCGUGUAAGAGAGCACCCACUGCUUGGACCUUAUGUAGAAGACCUGUCAAAACUGGCGGUCACCUCGUACACCGAUAUUGCUGAUCUCAUGGAUGCGGGCAAUAAGGCCAGAACCGUGGCUGCCACAAACAUGAAUGAAACCAGCAGCCGAUCCCACGCUGUCUUUACCAUUGUCUUUACUCAGAAGCGACUGGACGUGGAAACCAACCUUUCCACAGAGAAGGUCAGUAAAAUUAGCCUGGUAGACUUGGCGGGCAGCGAGAGAGCAGAUUCCACAGGAGCAAAGGGAACACGAUUAAAAGAAGGAGCCAACAUUAACAAGUCUCUGACAACUCUGGGAAAAGUUAUCUCUGCUCUGGCAGAGGUGGAUAACUGCACCAGCAAGAGCAAAAAGAAGAAAAAGACAGAUUUUAUUCCCUACCGAGACUCUGUGCUGACGUGGCUUCUUCGGGAGAACCUAGGUGGUAAUUCUCGAACUGCAAUGGUGGCAGCUCUGAGUCCGGCUGAUAUAAACUAUGAUGAGACACUAAGUACUUUAAGAUACGCAGACCGUGCAAAACAGAUCAAAUGUAAUGCUAUUAUCAAUGAAGAUCCCAAUGCCAAACUGGUGCGUGAGUUGAAGGAUGAAGUUACUCGACUGAAGGAAUUGCUGCGUGCACAGGGCUUGGGAGAUAUAAUUGACAUUGAUUCUAUCGAAGACAAUUAUCCAGGAUUAAAAUCGCUCCCCUCUGUGGCGUGCCUUCCUCUAUCAGACGUGAACGAUAACCAGAACCUUAAGAAUAAGUACUUGUUAGCCAACGAGAAUCAACGCCCUGGCAAUUUCUCCACAGCCUCCAUGAGUUCGUUAGCGUCCUCCCCAUCCUCCUGCUCACUCAAUAGUCAGGUGGGCCUGACGUCCGUCACUAGCAUCCAGGAGAGAAUCAUGUCGACUCCUGGCGGAGAGGAAGCUAUAGAACGACUUAAGGAAUCCGAGAAGAUCAUCGCAGAGCUAAACGAGACUUGGGAAGAGAAACUUCGAAAAACAGAAGCCAUCCGUAUGGAUAGGGAAGCCUUGCUUGCCGAAAUGGGGGUAGCCAUAAGAGAGGAUGGCGGAACACUUGGCGUAUUUUCACCUAAAAAGACUCCACAUUUGGUUAACCUUAAUGAGGAUCCCCUGAUGUCAGAGUGCCUUCUGUAUUACAUUAAAGAUGGAAUCACCAGAGUGGGCCAGGCUGAUGCGGAGAGGCGUCAGGAUAUUGUGCUAAGUGGAGCACAUAUUAGGGAAGAGCACUGUGUCUUCCGCAGUGAGAGGAAGCCCAACGGAGACGUUAUUGUGACCUUGGAACCAUGUGAGAGGUCAGAGACUUACGUGAAUGGAAAGAGAGUGGUUCUGCCAGUUCAACUACGCUCUGGGAAUCGUAUAAUUAUGGGCAAAAACCACGUAUUCCGCUUUAACCACCCUGAGCAGGCCCGAGCAGAACGGGAGAAAACGCCCUCCGCUGAAACGCCAUCCGAGCCAGUAGACUGGACAUUUGCUCAGCGUGAGCUCCUGGAGAAACAAGGCAUCGACAUGAAACAAGAGAUGGAGAAAAGGCUACAAGAGAUGGAGAUAUUAUAUAAGAAGGAGAAGGAGGAGGCAGAUCUCCUGUUGGAGCAGCAGAGACUGGAUUACGAAAGCAAACUUCAGGCUCUUCAAAAACAAGUGGAGACCCGUUCCCUGGCAGCAGAAAAUGCUGAGGAAGAAGAAGAGGAAGAAGAAGAAGUUCCCUGGACACAGCAUGAGUUUGAAUUGGCACAGUGGGCAUUUAAGAAAUGGAAACAUCACCAGUUCACCUCAUUACGGGACCUACUGUGGGGAAAUGCUGUGUACCUCAAGGAAGCCAAUGCUAUCAGCGUAGAGCUCAAGAAGAAGGUGCAGUUUCAGUUUGUGCUGUUGACCGACACUCUGUACUCACCGCUACCUCCGGAGCUACUCCCUCCAGAUGCUGAGAAGAUGCCGGAGGAUCUGCCUUUUCCGCGGACUAUAGUUGCAGUUGAAGUGCAGGAUCUGAAAAAUGGAGCCACCCAUUACUGGUCACUGGAGAAACUCAGGCUACGCCUGGAACAGAUGCGAGAAAUGUACGACCGCGCAGGCGAAAUGGCCUCCCAUGUGCCUGAUGAGAGCGACACCGUGAUAAAUGGCAGUGACCCGUUCUAUGACCGGUUCCACUGGUUCAAAUUGGUAGGAAGUUCUCCCAUAUUCCAUGGCUGUGUGAACGAGCGGCUGGCAGAUCGCACCCCGUCCCCCACCUUCUCAACCGCAGACUCUGACAUCACCGAGCUUGCUGAUGAGCAGCAGGACCAGAUGGAAGACUUCGAGGAUGAGCCGUUUGUGGACGACACCGGCUCGGAUGUUGGAACAGAGGAAGGAUCCGAUCUGUUCAGCGAUGGUCAAGACCCAUUUUACGACCGCUCCCCAUGGUUCAUUUUAGUAGGAAGAGCGUUUGUUUACCUCAGUAACCUGCUUUUCCCAGUGCCCUUGGUGCACCGAGUGGCUGUAGUAAGUGAGAAAGGAGAGGUGCGCGGGUUCCUGCGGGUGGCUGUGCAGGCAAUUGCUGGUGACGAGGAAGCCCCAGAUUAUGGAUCUGGCAUUCGGCAGUCAGGAACAGCUAAGAUCUCGUUUGACAAUGACUAUUUCAACAAGAAUGAUUUCUCCAGCACAGUGCUCACUCGCUCGGGACUGUCUCUGGAAGAGUUGCGUAUUGUGGAAGGACAGGGUCAAAGCUCUGACAUCAUGACUCUAAGCGAGGAGAUCAAUCACAUAGCUGAACUGGAUAUGAAGUCAGGCAGUUUACUGGAUGGGAAAAUGAUGAUGGAAGGAUUCUCUGAAGAUGUCGGGGAGCAUCUUAAGAUCGGAAGUGUCUUCACCUUCCGUGUAACAGUGCUUCAAGCAAGUGGUAUUCUCCCGGAAUAUGCUGAUAUCUUCUGUCAGUUCAACUUUUUGCAUCGUCACGAUGAGGCCUUUUCUACUGAACCUUUAAAAAACAACGGGAGGGGAAAUCCGCUGGGUUUUUACCACGUGCAAAACAUUGCUGUGGAGGUCACAGAGUCCUUCAUUGAAUAUAUCAAGACCAAACCCAUUGUGUUUGAAGUUUUUGGACAUUACCAGCAGCACCCUCUUCAUCUGCAAGGCCAGGAUCUCAGUCCGCCACAGCAAUGUCGGCGCUACUUCCCUCCGCCAAUGCCGCUUUCUAAGCCAGCUGGGGAGAGAAAGAUUAACCUUGUCCGUUACCUAAUGUCUGGGUAUGUCAGUGAGCCUGUUCUGGAUGCCUUCUCAGAGCAGGCUUACAUGUUCUCUGCCUCACUUCAAGACAGGGCAGAGCGUCUGCCAUCUUUUCUCUCCCUGCCCAUACCAAGCUGCCAGCCGGAAAGGGCUCCCAGGCAUGAUGUUCCAGCCACCAAACUGAAUCCUCUGAGCAAACCCAGCCUGGGACAAAGUGUCAGCAAGUACGACCUUCUGGUGUGGUUUGAGAUCAGCGAACUUGAGCCAACUGGAGAGUAUAUCCCAGCUGUUGUUGAUCACUCUGGAGGUAUGUCGUGUCAAGGAACAUUCCUACUGCACCAGGGCAUCCAGCGCAGAAUCACCGUUACAAUUAUUCAUGAAAAGGGGAAUGAAUUGUACUGGAAAGACGUGAGAGAGUUGGUGGUGGGGAGAGUUCGCAGUAAAGCAGAGGUGGACGAAGUUGCUACAGAUGCUGUCCUUUCUCUAAACAUCAUCUCAGCCAAAUACCUCAAGUCUUCUCACAGCUCCAGCAGGCUGUUUCUUGAUAAGGAUAUGCCUAGAACAUCCUAUCGGUUUGAGGCCGUGUGGGACAGCUCCCUACAUAACUCCCUGCUCCUGAACAGAGUGACUCCCUAUGGAGAGAAGAUCUUUAUGACCCUGUCUGCGUAUCUGGAGCUUGACCACUGUAUCCAGCCUGCUGUGAUAACCAAGGAUGUUUGUAUGGUCUUCUACUCCCGUGAUGCCAAAAUCUCUCCACCUCGGUCCCUGCGCAGUCUAUUUGGAAGUGGCUACUCCAAGUCUCCUGAUUGUAACAGAGUGACCGGGAUCUAUGAGCUCAGUUUAUGCAAAAUGGCUGACACUGGGAGCCCAGGAAUGCAGCGGAGGAGACGAAAGAUCCUGGACACCUCUGUGGCUUAUGUCCGUGGAGAAGAAAACCUGGCUGGUUGGAGACCUCGUGGAGACAGCCUUAUCUUAGAGCAUCAGUGGGAACUGGAGAAGAUGGAGCAAUUACAUGAGGUGGAGAAGACUCGGCACCUCCUUCUGCUUCGCGAGAAACUUGGAGAUAGCAUCCCGAAGUCUCUAAGUGAGUCGAUCUCCCCCAGUCUGAGCAGCGGAACCCUGAGCACAUCCACCAGCAUCUCCUCCCAAAUAUCUACUACCACCUUUGAGAGCGCCAUCACCCCCAGCGAGAGCAGCGGCUACGACUCCACUGAUGUAGAGAGCCUUGUGGAUCGUGAGAAGGAGCUGGCAACCAAGUGUUUAAGGCUCCUCACGCACACGUUUAAUAGAGAACUGACCCAGGUGUGCAACAGCAUUAGUGAUUGUAAGUUGUCCGAUAUUUCCCCUAUCGGGCGCGAUCCCUCAGUCUCCAGCUUAAGCAGUGCUACACUAACGCCUUCCUCUACUUGCCCAUCUCUCGCCGACUCCCGAUGCAGCUCCGUCGAUCAGAAGACUCCUGAGGCGAAUUCCCGUGCAUCCAGCCCUUGCUCAGAAUUCAAACCAUUUCACAUGGUGCCCACAAUAGAGUCUUCCUAUUUGGCCCGUGCCGGGAAGAACGAGUUUCUUAAUCUAGUACCAGACAUUGAAGAGAUGCGACCAGGAUCUGUGGUGUCUAAGAAAGGUUACUUGAACUUCAAAGAACCUCUGUCACAUUCCUGGGUGAAGAAUUUUGUGGUGGUACGCAGACCUUACGUCUUCUUCUACAACAGUGACAAGGAUCCAGUGGAAAGAGGUCUCAUUAACUUGUCCACGGCUCAGGUGGAGUACAGUGAGGACCAGCAAGCAAUGGUUAAGAGUCCUAACAUAUUUGCUGUCUGCACCAAGCACCGUGGGAUCCUGCUUCAGGCUAUUAAUGAUAAGGAUAUGAAUGACUGGCUGUACGCAUUUAACCCUUUGCUCGCUGGCACGAUACGGUCAAAGUUGGCGCGACGCCGAUCUCUCUCCACUAAUUACUGAGAUGCCCUGCGUCUCCCAUUGCGUAACCUCCUUUUGCCCCCUUUGUGAUUCUUGACAGUUUCUCUUGUCUGUAACCUGUGGCUUUUACCCCAGUUUCCUUCACCCUUCUGUGCUGAUAAAAUACAAACUCAUCGCAUGUGGCCUAACCGAUCAAAGAAAAGACAGAAACGCAGCCCCACAAUUCCUCUCUUCUUCCGGAUGUGUUUUCCGUCUUUUUCCUCCGCAGUUUUGAGUGUCUGUAGCGUAAUACGUCUGUCAGAAAGACCUUUCAUUAUUUUUUAUUUCCAGCUUUUGUGAAUUUAUGGAAUCCUCCAGAUCCUGCUGUUUUUCCCCUGUUCUCUUCUGACGUGUGACCAUAACCACGGAGGAGAGAAUAAGGGAUUUUCUCUGUCUAUUCCAGAGUGAGGGCACCGUGCCUUCGGCGGCUGUACUAAGACAAUACAACAUUUGGUGUCCUCAUGCGGGAUGAGAUUUGGGCCAUGACACCAAGACAUUUCCUUCUACAGCUCCCCAUAAAAUUAAGCUAUUACUGUUCCACUUUGUAUUUAUGUGUAACAACCCAUACCCCAUGUAUAUGUUGCAGCAGAUAACACUUCCGGCAUUCAAAGGUAUUAUGGGUUUCUUUGAUUGGGGAGUCCAUGGAAGGAACAUGCUACUCUGUUCGUUUUUACGUGAUGCUAGUCUGUCCUGAGUUCUUAAUACUAAGCAAUCACUGGUGGAACAUAUUUCAUCCUUUAACAGUGAAAUAAAAUAAAAUAAGAACUCCUAUCCAGAGCAUUUCUAAAACACAGAAAGCAAACCGAGCCGCAUGUUAUUAUGUGCCAAUCAUAACCUGGGAGGAUUUAAGGGCUGGAGUAGAAGGAAAGGGUUGACCAUUAUUUUGUUUCUGCCCAAUGCUGCUAUGAGAUAUAUUCUGAUUUGUCGCAGUUGGUUCCAGGUCUAAUCAAGGAGCAAAACCAUAUACCAGCUUGGAAAUCAGAUUAAGGGGGAGGGACAACCAGGUGGCAUUAACCCUUUCCCUGCAAAACUGCAGUGCAAUUGGUUGCAUGUCCUUCUGGCAGAAGGGGUUAAUCGUUGUUGUACAAAUUAAAUUGUGGUCUUUGCUUUGUGUGAUGUGACUGGCUCUUUCCGUUAACCCGUUCCUUUAUGAAGUGCUAUUUUGGCAGAUUGGAUAACGUUUAUCCUGUGAUUGCUUUUGUCUGUAAUGUACAUAUCGAUAUUAUUACUUUUACGUUUUAAUUGAUAGCUUUGUGGUUUGUCUAGUAACCUUUUUACUGCAUGUCUUUUAUGUAAUAAUGUGACCAGUGAAUUCGAUGUUGUAACUGUUGAUGUAUCGUAGGGGUGAGCAAGACAGUGAUGGCAUGAGUUUUAAAAUGAUGGAAUAAAACACAUGUAUUGUAUUCUGUUAAGAUGACUGUAGAUGGGCCUGAGGUAAAUUGUUUUUAUUUUGUAUGAAACCCAUCAAUGUAAACUGUUUCGGUUUGAUAGAUUGUAACAAAAUUCAGCCCCAGGGCAGCGGUGGAGUAACAUAUAGAAUUCUAGUCUGCUGGGAUUUGCCUGAUGGUAUAUGGAAUGGCAACUCCCAGAGUCAGCCAACUUUGAGAUGCCACCUACAACAUAGUCAUGCCAGGAGCCAACUAACUUACUGAGCUUGAACUAAACCCAUAUCCUAUCUAGGCAAAAUAUUAACAUCUUCCAGCACAUCCCCGCUCUCCUAUUACACCAGUAUUUAUUUAAACUGUUCUUAUUUGAUCUAAUAUGUUUCAAACAUGAUCUCCUUAGCUGAUGCCUGUAUGGCCAUGUGACCAUAAGAAGCCAUACGUCUAACCUAAGACUGGAUAAAAAUACUUGGAGUAGUUGUAAUUAAAAUAAAAUAUAUAUAUUAUACUUGUUUCCUUUAAAUCCUCUAGUAGAAAAAUAAAAGACAAUCUCAUUUCACAACUGUGUUGUUUACCGACCCACCACCAAUCUUAACACCACACAGAACUUCUAAUCGAAUGAGUAAUCAUCAUGCUUGAAUGCUUUAACCCUUGCUUAGCUGCACUGUUCACCCCUCCGGCACAGCCUGGUUACAGAGUAACUCAUGCACUUUAAUUUCAUUCCUGUUACAGAAGUAGAUAAAGGGAUAUAUUUUUUAUUUCCACAGCCGUCUGCCUCAUUGCAAAACAAAGACCUCUAUGUCCAGAUUUUGUUUACGGAUUUUAAAGGAAUGUUUACUUGUUUAUGGAUUGUACUAUAUAUUUAUGUCUGCGGCUUAUUGCACACAAUUAAAGAACAAGGGAUCGUUGUUAGGUUUUAGCACCUUAAGGUCACCCCCAGCAUUCCGUGGUAUCUAUGCAUCUCACACUCCAUCCCAUUUUUAUGUUUUGGACAUUUUUGUUUGUUUUUAUAAAACACAUCAGUCCUACAGUAAGCAAUUCGGGCUUAUUGAAUAAAAGGUGAGGCCAUUGUUCACAUCUGCCUGAGGGAAGAUUCUCAGUUUUAAACUGGGCUUGGAAACUCAUAUAUUUGACUUAACAUUGGUACCCUUUUCCAUAUAAUAUAAUUUUAAAUGGUUUUAAUGUGGAAUGUAUUCAUAUUUGUGCUUCCUCAUCUACUGAUGUUAAUGAAAAAUGUCAAAUAAAAAUACUAAUUUCAUGUGUUGGGUUUUGAAGAGCUUACAUUUCAUGCUUUACAAUAAAUGUUAAGGGUCACUUUAAGAACCGUUACACUAGUCAACCAUCUUUCUUCAGAGUAUAAAUUACCCACACUCCAGCUCGAAGAAUGGCAUCCAUUAUGUCAGAUCGGAGAUCUCAUACACACUACAAGAGAUAUUAGACUUAACCCCUUGUAUGCCAGUUGGACGGUUGCUUGUCCCUUUGGCACACAUGUAAAACAUAUUGACCCUUAAGUAGAAAGUUUCAAAGCACAUUUGGUAAUUAUCUGUCACAGCAUGGAGCGGUUUACGUUUUUAUUCAUUACAUAUAACCACUUUGCAAAUUAUUAAGAAAGCCAAAACUGGUAAAUGUUUUUGUUUUGUUUUUGUUUGUUUUUUUUAAAUAAAGUGAUACAUUUUAAUAUUUGUAUUUUAUUCUGAGCAUCUGACCACUUAGAUCAAUGUCACAUAUUGAAAUACUGGUUAAUAUAUUUGUUUCUUUAACAGAUAUAUUUACUUCCUGACAUAGACUAGAUGCAAGCCAGAGAAUUAGUUACAUUAACAAUAUAAUGGUAAUAAUAGUGUCCUGGGACAUGCAUGUCAGUUACAGGAUAAUGUGGCAAAUGAAGAAUAAAGAUCUAUUUUCAAUGUGAAACCGUGUACGAUUACAUACUGUAUAGUUACCUUUAUUGGCUGUGACGAUAGGCAGAACGUGCAUUUCCCUACUCACUAACUCUGUUAACGGUUCACCUGUGCACUGAAACUGGGAAACACAAUUUUAAACAUUGGCCAGAUGGUAAAGACAGGUUUUUGUGUUUUUUGUUGCAUCACACAUUCUUUGAUUUUUUUAUAUAUAUAUAUAUAUAUACACAGUGUUCCUUCCUACCCUCUGUCAUUUUCCCUGGUGUUGCUCAAAAUAUGAAGUUUGACGCCGUUUCGAUGUAAAAUAAGAUGUCAUUCUGUUAUUCAGUUGAUGAAUGAGUUUUCACAUCAUGUCUGCAAAUAACUUUAUUUGGACCAAACUAGAACCAACACCUACGUAAAAAGAAAACGGCUUAACUGUGUCUUCAAAAUCUUCAUGUUUUGUGGGAAAAGUUCCGAUCUGCGGCCUGUUUAACCACUGCAGUAUCAGAGGGAUGGACAGUGGCAUAUUCAACUCUGGUGCACGCAGGGUUAAGAAGGCAAUGGGUACUCCAAAGUCCCUGACAAGCUCAGUGUCGCCCUCUGCCUGUAGCAGAAUGGAGGCAAACCUUGCUGGACAGAAUGACUUCCAUUGCACCACGAUCGAUUGCAAAUAUUGAAAUGAAGUGAAAGACACAAACUGCUCUUACGACACUCCCAUCGCAUUUUCUUUUCUGUGUUUUAUUUUGUAAAUAUAAUUGGAUGUGUGAGCUUGAGUAUACAAAAUGUAAAUAUUUCAUGUAUUUGUACUACUACUGAUCCAUUUGCUGUAUAGCCUAGAUGUGCAAUGCAGAUAUAUUUAACUGUGUAUGGUAAGCUCGCACCACUGAAACUGUUAGUGAACAAUAAACAAUACUUGCAGUACGUUACAUCAA
Molecule: messenger RNA, 10108 nt
Organism: Pelobates fuscus (common spadefoot toad)
Lineage: Eukaryota; Metazoa; Chordata; Amphibia; Anura; Pelobatidae
Gene: KIF1B
Product: kinesin family member 1B
Exons: 51
Coding region: 224-5917 (1897 amino acids)
Biological process (GO): microtubule-based movement
Molecular function (GO): microtubule binding; microtubule motor activity; ATP binding
Source: RefSeq, a predicted model, not a curated record